This is a messenger RNA of Myripristis murdjan (pinecone soldierfish), 6600 nucleotides long. It is a transcript of the gene rps6ka3b, whose product is annotated as ribosomal protein S6 kinase, polypeptide 3b. Gene Ontology annotation, molecular function: magnesium ion binding; ATP binding; protein serine/threonine kinase activity. Lineage: Eukaryota; Metazoa; Chordata; Actinopteri; Holocentriformes; Holocentridae. Gene Ontology annotation, biological process: protein phosphorylation; intracellular signal transduction. The transcript has 22 exons. The record is from RefSeq and is a predicted model, not a curated record. Bases 321 to 2525 code for a protein of 734 amino acids.
ACGGAAGUGAGAGAGAGAGAGUGAGAGAGAGAGAGAGAGAGAGAGUCAGUCAGUAGGUAGACUCGGACUCAGUUUCCGAAAAAGGGCGUCCGGGGCUCAUUUCUCAUGUUUGUUUCUCCGGAGGAAGAGGCGGGCUCAGCGCCACAGAUCCGGAAUUGAAGUGUUGUUUCUCGGCUCCGCGUCUGUCGGUCGGUCGGUCGGUGCGCGGCUGGGGCUCCAACCCGAGCGAAGAAACUAGAGAGCGAAGCGGGCCACCGGGCGGCUGGGAGGACAGACGACCUGAAAGGGGGGAGGAAAACGCCGGAGCUUAGGUGGACAAGAUGCCCCUGGCACAGUUGGCAGAUCCGUGGCAGAAGAUGGCACUGGGGAGGACGGUGGGAGAGGAUGUCCAUCACGAUCUCGAGGAUUCGGUGGGUGAGGACGACUCCCUGUCUGCCUGCACCGAUGACGUGCCAGUGAAGGAGAUCAAUAUCACUCACCAUGUGAAGGAGGGGUCAGAGAAGGCCGACCCGCGGCAGUUUGAGCUGCGCAAAGUCCUGGGACAGGGCUCCUUCGGCAAGGUGUUCUUGGUGAAGAAGAUCACAGGUCCAGAUGCCGGCCAGCUGUACGCCAUGAAGGUCCUGAAGAAAGCCACGCUGAAAGUGAGGGACCGCGUCAGGACGAAGAUGGAGCGAGACAUCCUGGUGGAAGUGAACCAUCCCUUUAUCGUCAAACUGCACUACGCGUUUCAGACGGAGGGGAAGCUCUACCUGAUCCUGGACUUCCUGAGAGGAGGAGACCUUUUCACUCGUCUCUCCAAAGAGGUGAUGUUCACAGAGGAGGAUGUGAAGUUUUACCUAGCAGAACUCGCUCUGGCCCUCGACCACCUGCACGGCCUCGGCAUCAUUUACAGAGACCUCAAACCGGAAAACAUUCUGCUGGAUGAGGAUGGCCACAUCAAGCUUACUGACUUCGGCCUCAGUAAGGAGUCGAUAGACCAUGAGAACAAGGCGUACUCGUUCUGUGGGACGGUGGAGUACAUGGCUCCAGAGGUGGUGAACAGGCGAGGACACACACACAGCGCCGACUGGUGGUCGUACGGCGUGCUCAUGUUUGAGAUGCUAACGGGAACGCUGCCGUUUCAAGGAAAAGACCGGAAAGAGACCAUGACCAUGAUCCUCAAGGCCAAGUUGGGGAUGCCUCAGUUUUUGAGCUCCGAAGCGCAGAGUCUCCUCAGGAACCUUUUCAAACGCAACCCGUCAAACAGACUAGGAGCUGGGCCAGACGGCGUGGAGGAGAUCAAGAGGCAUCAGUUCUACAACACCAUCGACUGGAAUAAACUGUACCGCAGAGAGAUCCACCCUCCCUUCAAGCCGGCUUCGGGACGGCCCGACGACACGUUCUAUUUCGAUCCCGAGUUCACGGCGAAAACACCCAGAGACUCUCCUGGAGUUCCUCCCAGUGCCAACGCCCAUCAGCUGUUCAGAGGAUUCAGUUUUGUGGCCAUAACAGAGGAGGAAACACAGCCAGUAUCCAACACUAUUGUACAGCAGCUGCACAGAAGCACGUCCCAGUUCUCAGACACAUACGACAUCAAGGAGGACAUCGGCGUCGGCUCGUACUCCAUCUGUAAGCGGUGCGUUCACAAAGGGACCGGGAUGGAGUACGCCGUCAAGAUCAUCAGCAAGGCGAAGAGAGACCCGUCGGAGGAGGUGGAGAUCCUGCUGAGAUACGGACAGCACCCCAACAUCAUCACCCUGAAGGAUGUGUAUGACGACGGCCGGUCGGUGUACCUGGUGACCGAGCUGAUGAAGGGCGGCGAGCUGCUCGACAAAAUCCUCCGGCAGAAGUUUUUCUCGGAGCGCGAGGCGAGCGCCGUGCUCUACACCAUCACCAAGACUGUGGAGUACCUGCACGUACAGGGGGUGGUGCACAGAGACCUGAAGCCCAGCAACAUCCUCUACGUGGACGAGAGCGGGAACGCCGAGUCCAUCAGGAUCUGCGACUUCGGGUUCGCCAAGCAGCUGCGGGCGGAGAACGGCCUCCUCAUGACGCCGUGCUACACCGCCAACUUUGUGGCCCCCGAGGUGUUGAAGAAACAAGGCUACGAUGCAGCCUGCGACAUCUGGAGUCUCGGAGUCCUGCUGUACACCAUGCUAACAGGUUUCACUCCCUUCGCUAACGGCCCGGAGGACACGCCCGAGGAGAUUCUGGCUCGCAUCGGCAGCGGGAAGUUCUCUCUCACCGGAGGAUACUGGAACUCUGUUUCCACCGAGGCGAAGGACCUGGUGUCGAAGAUGCUGCACGUCGACCCGCACCAGCGGCUGACAGCAGGCCAGGUCCUCCGACACCCCUGGGUGACACACAGAGACCAGCUGCCCAAGUACACCCUCAACAGACAGGACGCCCCGCACCUCGUCAAGGGGGCGAUGGCGGCCACCUACUCAGCCCUCAACAGGAACGUCCCGCCAGUCCUGGAGCCGGUGGGCUGCUCCACUCUGGCCCAGCGGAGGGGGGUGAAGAAGAUCACCUCCACUGCUCUGUGACCUCAUGACCUUUAACCCCUCUGCCCCCCCCUUUUCCCCGCCCUGACCCCUCCCCCGUCAACUCUGACCUCGAUCUGACCCCCGCCGGACCCCCUCUAGUCCGCCGGGACAGACUACUGAUGGACCUAGGAACCGCUAACGCCAAAUAGGAGCACAGAAACCGCCCUCCGCCCGCCGUCCCGCACCGUCACGGACUCCAGAUUUCCUCUCCCGCCUCGCCGUCGAGUCGCCGGAGUCCGUGUGCUUCUGGUUCCACCUCAGCUGAGCUUCGCUGAGCCGGGAUGAAAACCCGUGGAGGUUUUCGGGCCGCGGUCGGAGAGUCGUAUCCGGUCCCUGCUUCGGACAAUCAGCGCCGCCUCGUAGACCCAGAGACUCACGCGUCAGGAAAACAGAUGAGCUGUAUUUAUUUACACGUAACGGGGAAAUUUUGAAUAUGAUAGGAACAUGGUAAUCUAAUGUAUGCAUUUAAAGACCUAGGAUCAUUGUUAUUAUACUGUCGUUAUCGUACUGCGUAGCUGUAGAUCAUGCAUUUAAACCUCAAGUAGCCUCUGAGAUGACCGCGUCGGCAGACGGAGGAAGGACCGUUAUGGCACCCUCAUCAUCACAAGAAGACGAAGCAGAUUCUGCAGAGACACACAGCUCCGGCCGAGCCUCCUCUGACCCCCACAAGGAGCCGCCUCGGCCUCAAGGUGUCGCCCUCACGCGUUUGUGUUCACCUGCAUCCUGAGUCAGACCUCGCACGGCGUCACAGCCCUGGAGGAAACCCCGGAAACAGGCUGGUCCAAAAAUAGUUUUUAACACGGUGCCGUGGCGAGAAGGAAAAGUCACACCGCACGAUGAUUUUCUUCUCAGGCACAAACAACACAGAUAUUUCCAGUAUUUUAACCCUCCAAACAAAAAAAAAAAAAUCAGCGUGGAAAGUCUCAGCCUCAGCAUUUGGCUUCGAUUUUUAAAGCCCACCGUUGGUCCAGCGAUGUCUCAUAGUGGCUGAGGAAUCUAGACGUUCAUUUUGAGGCUGAAGUAGACCUUUGCUGUGCCUUUGUGUGACAAAUAUUUUUUUUACAUCCUCCAAGUAUAAAAUGAUAUUUUAUAACCACUUUUUUUUUACCAGCCCUUUUUUCCUAGGAUGCCACAUUUCCUCCGGGGUUUGACACCGACUUAAAGCUGCUCAUUUAACACCAUCAGCACCAGUAAAGCUAAAUUUGUUAGUGGUUAAAUCGUUCACAGCAGAUUCAGCCUUUGUCGCUGAGCGUGCACGAUAACGUUUUGUAUUUUUUACCGUCGCACUUCCUGUGUGAACCCCUGAGGAUCAUAAAAGAUCCCAUAAGUGUUUGUAACGUGUUCAAACGUGUCAGGAAAUACAAACGCACAACAGCGACACCUUGAGGCUGUUUGGGCUACAAACGUGGCUGCACUGAGUGACACGAGGAGACGUUUGCACAACUAACGUAAGAGAAUAUGGGGUGUGUUUGCUUGCGGGGUUGUGUCUGUGUGUGUGUGUGUGUGUGUUCUUCCUGUAGAGGAGUCAGAUUUUGGCCCGGCAGCAUCCUCCACUUCCCACACAACAGGAGUGUGUCCUGGUUACCUGGCAACACGGCGUCCUGGUUACCGAACACGUUUAUUUCCCUUUGCCUUCACCACACCGUUUUGCUGUCCGAUGACUAAACGGUGGAAAACUUCCUAACGGCAGACACGAUGUCGGACCUCAGAGGAGGAAGUCGGCCAGGAGAAACCUCUGCCUCCACUGCCGGAAACCCAACUGUACACACACCUGCACCGGGAUCAGCCUCCGACCUUCUGCACGAGUGUGUGAAGCACUGAUGUCGUCUGUGCGCGCGACAGACCGGGAGCUGAACUGUACAUAUGCGUUGAGCAACUCAGGUUUCUAUGAACUAAGACAAUGCAUUUUUUUUAUAUAUGUCCAGUAGGAGAGCUAUGUACAUAAGCACACAGAGCUUUGUGGUGGAGCCGGAUCGACGACAUGCCACGUGGACACGGUCCUGUCCGGAAACGACGAAGAGCUGCAUUCCAAAAUGUACCCAAAAGUUCAUCAUCCCAUUUUCUUAAUUUCAGAGGAUCCCAUUUUUCGUCAUGAGUUAAAUUCAUCGUUCGUUUUGUAACAGCAGGCGCCGCACACGGUCUCCUUUUGGAAUGAAACUCUUCAGCUCUCACCGCCUCGCCUCACUUCCUGUCCUGCAGAUCCACAGCAGGGAGGCGAGCGUCGGGCGUCGUUUCUCCACAGGACCAGAGUGACUGAAUCCGCUGAGUCAUCAUGCACAUGCACAACAUGUUAAAAAAAAAAAAAUCCUAAUGUGUUCAUGUGUGCGAUACAAAGAAUGUUCUGUCAGCAAUCCCUUUAAACUAAGCCUAACUCCACCUGUGCGUUCAACAAGUCCGAGUGUAGCAGCAGCGAUCUGAGGACGGGUUCACACAUUUCCCAUCAGCCACAUCGGCCGCCGUCUUGAAGAUCCACUGGAGAAUUCAUUUUCCACAAAUAGUGACUAAUGAAUGACUUAAUAAAUGUAAAAACAAGCAGCUAGAAACUUGGAGCGGGAGCAUCUCGUUGUGUUGUCGCAGUAAACGGUCUCAUCAUCAGCCCCCGUCUCCGCUCCAAAACAUGAAGAGCUGUAGCCCAAAACGACCUGAACAAACUGCCAGCUCGCCGACAAGCUGACUAAACACGAAAUAAAUCAGAUGAUCAGUGAAGAUGGGAUCAGUUUACAGUCCAAAAAACAGCACAUAAACAAACCAGGUCUUUUCAGUUUUCUUAAAAUGGUGUAAACAGCAGAUAUAGAAACAAGCAAUGAUGAUGAUGAUGAUGAUGAUAAUUAUAAUAAUAAUGAUAAUACUAAUACUCUUUAUUUAUCGAGCACUUUUCAAAAUCCACGUUACAAACUGUUUCAUAAAGGCAACAUAAAAUAAACAAGACAUAAACUCAUCACGUUUGGAGCAUAAAAACUCAAACUCAAAUUCAAAUUCAAACUCAGAUAAAACCAGGAAGGCUCUCUGAUCAAAGCAAAAGUAAAGUUUUAAGAAGGAACUCAAAAUAAAUCACCGACUCGGCCGACCGGAUCGUUCCAGAGCCUCGGGGCCCGAACUGCCGACGCUCUGUCCCCCUUUAGUUUUCAGGCGGGCGGCUGGAACAGACUGAAGAGCUUUGAGCCGGGAUGUCAAGGAGCUGUGUUCGUUAAAAAAAACAAACAGAAAACAGCCCUCGAUGCUUUCUGUCAGACAUUUCAGUCGGAAAAGAGGGCAGCGCUCCCUCAGGCCGCCACAGGGGGUGUUUGUUUUCCAUCCCCUGAAAGCCCUCUGUUUGUCAGGCCUGGGUGGGACGUCCCGUCGGGGUCGCGGCCGCCCUCUCCGGUGGAUCAGAGCGGUGUGAUGCUGUCCUGUGUCUGUCUGUGCCUAUGCUUCACUGUACCUCGUCCCAGCAGGGCUGCAGUGGGACGAGCGGGGACCUGUCCUGUGUCCACACUGGAGACAAUCAGCUGUAAAAAAACAAAACAAACAAACAAAAAAAAAAAACACAAACACAAACACAGGCUCUGCAAACUCACCAGGCCUCGCUCCCGCCCCCGUGAACCCUCCCUCCACCCUGCUCCCCAUCAGGUUGAUUAUUUAAACUUCAUCACUGUCUGCUCUCUCUCCUGGGUCAUCUGAAUGUUUGUUAACAUAAGGGAUGUACAAGUUCAAAUUUUCUUUGUCAUUGUUUUAUAUAUAUGUGUAUAAAUAUAUAUAAAUAAUGUGCAUUGCAUCUUUGCCUCAUAUUCGUCUUUAAUUGUACAGCUUUGGGGAAGGAAUGUAAAAGGAAUGUGUCUUCAAGUGAUUUUUUUUCUCUCAUUAAGAACGGGGUAAAUGCUUUCUAUUUUUGUUUUUGGCCCUUGACUUCAUGUUGUCCCCCCUCCCUCUUCAUGUUGCCCCCCCCCCCCGCCUCUUCAUGUUGUCCUGUCGAGACUGUCCUGCCGCUCAGUGUCGCGUUCAGCCCCGCUGCUCGCCCAGCUCUCUGUUUUUGUAUCUGCAGCGAGGGCUGGACUUUCUACAAAAAUGAAUAAAAAAGGAUGUUCAGCGAACAAAA